CGCAAUAUUCGCUGGGUCGAUAGAUAGGCAGCAAUGACGAUGCGGCGGCUGGCAUGGCUCCUCGGCGCACUGGCGCUGGCCCGCGGCCGACCGCUGCGCGAGACUGCGAACUCGACCAAGACCGCUGUCUCGGGCACGCCGGGCACGGGCGACUGCGCCUGGAAGCGCGCAUGGACGGCCAAGCUCGACGCGUUCGAGACGUCCGACGCAGCGACGGCUCAUGUCUCGGCCACGCCGGACGCGCUCACGCUCUCGGCGACCACGAUGGAUGGCGCCGUUGCCUCGGGCUGGGCCACCUAUCCCGUGCCCCGCGAUAACAUUCCGAUGAGCGGCAAGCUCGUCGUGCAGGCGACGCUGGCCAAGGGCCUCGGUCUGCGGCCAACGGUCAAGCUUGUCAAGUCCAAGGACGGCAUUCACCGUGAGGUCGUCGUACUCAGCGGCGUUGGCGAGCAACCGGAUGGGCUCCAGAUCCGCUGGCCGCACGCAACGUCGUCCAACACCUUGCACAUGAAGGCCUUUCCAUGCAUUGACGACUUGACACUGGACUCGCAUGCGUUCCAGGUCACGUGGGACGACGGCUGGUUCCGCUGGUUCGUCGACGACGUCUUCUACCUCGAGCAGCAUCGAACGUCGUUCUUCGCCAUGACGGCGGGUUACACGUAUACGGUGCAGGUCGAGCUCGCCUACGACACGAAUGCGACCUCGCACAGCAAUGUGACGAUCGAUGCGUCGAUGGUCGUGUCCGACAUUGGCCUCUACAAGCAGACGUCGCCGGCGCGCACUCCGUCGACAACCAACCCAAGCGACUGCAGCAACUACAUUACGCGGGCCAUUCUACCGACGGUGCCCCAAGGCUCGCUGCGGGGCGCGCUCACCUUUUCCGAGGUGCUCGAGUACGUCGAGGCCGUUCCGACGCGGCUGCGGUCGUUCCCGUACCUCCUCCAGCAAGUCGACAUUGGCACAUCGCUCGAAGCACGGCCGUUGCGGGCGCUUUGCCUCGGCCAGUGCCACCCAAAAGGCAAGGCGCCGCCCCAGACACUCUACACGGGCUUGCACCACGCGCGCGAGCCCAUGUCCAUGAUGAACCUUGUGUACUUUGUCGAGUACCUCCUUCUCGGCUUUCACCAGCGGGAUCCGAACGUACUGCACCUGUUACUCACGCGCCAGCUCUGGUUUCUCUUUGUCGUUAAUCCCGACGGCUACGUCUACAACGAAAAGCACCUCGAAACGCUGCAUAGCGAGAGCGCGGGCUACUCGGGGCAGCGCAAGAACCGGCGACCGGCCGCGUGUCGGACCAACGUUGACGCUGGCGUCGACUUGAAUCGCAACUACGACGUGUGCUUCGACCAAGAUACGGUGGGCAGUAGCACCGAUGCGUGUGCCGAGGACUACCGCGGAGAAAUGGCGUUUUCCGAGCCCGAGACGCAAGCGAUUCGAGACUUUGUCGCCAACCACUCGGUGGCGACGGCCCUCAACUACCACGCAUUUGGCAAGUACGUCAACAUUCCGUUUGCGUGUCAGCCCAAAGGCGCGCCGGCCGCCGCCGACAUGGCCAUUUUCACGUCCAUUGCGUCCGAGAUGACCAAGUACAACCACUUUCAAUUUGGUCAGUCGUGGCAGACGAGCGAUCUCUACUCGGUCAACGGCGAAACGAGCGACUGGAUGUGGAACGCGCACGGAAUCUUCGCCAUGUCGCCCGAGACCGGCCCGGCGUUUGACUUUGGCGACGUCGAUGGCUUUUGGCCAACGAAAGCGUCGAUUGUGCACGAGAUCUGCGAAGAGCUACUGUAUACCAACUUUCACGCGGCGCGAAUCGCCGGUCCUAUCUACACGCUCCGCCUUCUCGUACGUCGCCAAGCUUAUUGGCGGCUCAUUCGCUUGGGGCUAGGGCUGGGAAAAUGACGACGACUACGUCACCUUGUCGCUCGAGCUUCAGAACGUCGGGCUUGCGACAACCGCGUCGACCGAGCUUCUUGGCUCGGUCCAUCUCAACGGCUCGACGGCCAGUGCACCGACCGCCCUGGCGCUCCCGGGGCUCGCCAAACCCGAGAACCACGUCCAGACCAUGACCAUCGACAUUCCAAAGGCGGCAAAAACCGAGCCCACUGCCGUGUACGUGCUGCUUCGCGACGCCGACGCCUGCCACCUCUACCGCGUCUCGCUCGGUAAAAAGUCGGAUGAAUUUGCGCUCUGGGAACCGCUCUCGCUGCCGCGCUGCGGGACGUGCGCGACGUUUGGGUCACCCAAUGCCUCGGCCGCCGUCACAUGCGACGGCCUCGAAGACGUGAUUGAGAUCCUCGAGCUGCCGACGCUGAGCGGCGUCACCAACAAGGCGCUGUACAGCGGCAAUGUGACGUUGGCCAAGGACCUGGCGUCGGCCGUAACGUGGGCGCCGCACGCCGAGCCGCUCAUGGAGAACAAGUCGCUCUUGCUCGUCUCGCUCAUCGUGCUGCUUGGUAUGGUCACGGGUCUCAUGGGCCUGCGCCACUUUAAGGCGAUCGAGCACGGCAAGCGCAAGGCGUCCGAAGCAUACGAGAUGGUCGCGUCGCACGAGCCCGAGCCACUCGACGAGUUUGACGACGACUUGCCCGACGAGUUUGACGAGGCCGAGCCCAUGACGCUGCACAUCGACACGAUGCAUCAAGCAUUCGAGGAGCACGAGCUGAGCCCUCGGUCCAUGCCACGGGUGCGGUCACCAACGCAGGGCGACCGCGAGUUGUAGUAGAUACACUAGCAGAGUCGUUGCAAUUUCUAUCGAUUUCAUUGUCGUCUUCUAAUCGGUCUUGGCGAGCGG
Molecule: messenger RNA, 2794 nt
Organism: Saprolegnia diclina VS20
Lineage: Eukaryota; Oomycota; Saprolegniomycetes; Saprolegniales; Saprolegniaceae
Exons: 10
Coding region: 34-1902 (622 amino acids)
Biological process (GO): proteolysis
Molecular function (GO): zinc ion binding; metallocarboxypeptidase activity
Source: RefSeq, a predicted model, not a curated record